Molecule: messenger RNA, 979 nt
Organism: Amphiprion ocellaris (clown anemonefish)
Lineage: Eukaryota; Metazoa; Chordata; Actinopteri; Pomacentridae
Product: tetraspanin-7-like
Exons: 8
Coding region: 49-798 (249 amino acids)
Cellular component (GO): membrane
Source: RefSeq, a predicted model, not a curated record
UCCUCAUAAAGGAGCUCCAUCCAGCUUCAGCUCAGUCUCAGAGGAAUCAUGGCUCCCAGGAGGAUGGAAACCAAACCUCUGAUCUUCUGCCUGAAGACGCUGCUGCUGCUGUACUCCUUCAUCUUCUGGGUGACAGGUGUGGUCCUGCUGUCUGUGGGACUGUGGUGGAAGUUCACGCUGGGUCCAUACACUCUGCUGAUCUCCAGCGGUCCGUCCAACGGUCCCCUGGUCCUCAGCGGUACCGGAGCCGCCAUCGUGCUCUUCGGGCUGUUCGGCUGCUUCGCCACCUGCAGGGGGCGCCCCUGGAUGCUGAGGCUGUAUGCCAUCUUUCUGGCGCUGGUGUUCAUGACAGAACUCAUCGCUGGAAUCUCUGGAUUCGUCUUUCGUCACGAGAUCAAAGGGACGUUCCUGAGCUCCUUCGGUGAGGCGGUGAUGAGAUACAAUGGACGAGACGACAGAAGUCUGGCUGUAGACGGCGUCCAGCGCAGACUGCACUGCUGUGGCGUUUAUAACUACACCAGCUGGUUCAGCAGCGUUUAUUUCCCCGUUGGAGGGCUUCCUGCCAGCUGCUGCGUGACGUUCUCCGACUGCAGUGGAACCGACCUGAAGAACACGACUGUGGCUGGACGCAAAGUCCACAAACAGGGUUGUUAUGAAGUGGUGACGUCCUUCAUAGAGAGCAACAUGGGAAUCAUUGCUGGAGUCACAUUUGGUAUUGCCUUCUCCCAGCUCGUUGGAAUGUCUUUGGCCUGUUGUUUGUCUCGCUUCAUCAACGCCAACCAGUACGAAAUGGUUUAACAGAGAGAUGAAGAAGUGCGUUGCUGUGGAAACCUGUUGUAUUUAUUUAGUGUUUUGCUGUGAAAAAGGGAAAGUUGUUUUUUAAAUUAAUAACAGUAAUAUUCUGGUCCCUGAAGAAACACUGUAGGAGUUUAACUUUGAUUGUAUUCUUUAUUGUGAGGAAAUAAACGGUGGAAUUACA